Cyclopterus lumpus (lumpfish) is the source of this 852-nucleotide messenger RNA. Its product is annotated as cystatin-F. NCBI's taxonomy places the organism in Eukaryota, Metazoa, Chordata, Actinopteri, Perciformes, Cyclopteridae. The coding region runs from base 124 to 561 and encodes 145 amino acids. Gene Ontology annotation, molecular function: cysteine-type endopeptidase inhibitor activity. Gene Ontology annotation, biological process: positive regulation of myelination; immune response; negative regulation of microglial cell activation. Gene Ontology annotation, cellular component: late endosome; lysosome; endoplasmic reticulum. The record is from RefSeq and is a predicted model, not a curated record. The transcript is spliced from 4 exons.
AGUGACAUCACAGAGUGGGCCCAGCUGUCCUGCAGCUUUAAGAAGAGUGUGAAGACACAAACUUGACAGUUUGUUCCUGCUGAUCUGUGGUCAGUGUUGCCGCCUCAGACACAAUCAGAGUGCAUGAUGGGACUGAAGACGCUGCUGCUGGUCUCGCUGCUCGCUGCUCGGGAGCUGAUGCUGGCGGCGGGCAGCCAUCAUGGCCGCCCCAUGCCCGGGUCUCCAAUCAACAUCAGCAGGAAGGACCCCGUCCUCCGGCAGGUCGUCCUCAGAGCCGCCUGCUCCUUCAACAACCAAUCAAACGACGCCUUCCUCUUCAAGCCCUCGGCCAUCCACAGAGCACAGCGGCAGGUUGUUAAGGGGGUCCAGUACAUUGUGGAUAUGGAGAUUUCCAGAACCGUCUGCCGUAAACGAGACGACAACAACAACAACAACAACCUGUCCACCUGUAACUUUCAGCCUGAAGGUCGCCUGCAGCAGACGUUUCAGUGCCACACUGAGGUCUGGGUGAUCCCCUGGAAGAACGAGACCAGGACUCUGGUGUUGGACUGUAAACCCUGAAACCACCAGCCGCCUCUGACCUUCAUCACCCAUCAUCAUCCUCCUCUGUGAAGGCCUUCAUCGUCCAUCAUUCUCACCUGUGAAGCUCUUCGUCAUCCUCACCUGUGAAGGCCUUCGUCAUCCUCACCUGUGAAGGCCUUCGUCAUCCUCACCUGUGGCCUUCGUCAUCCUCACCUGUGGCCUUCGUCAUCCUCACCUGUGAAGGUCUUCGUCAUCCUCACCCGUGACCUCUGACCUGCUCCCUGUAUUAACCCGCUCACGCACAAUAAAACCCUGAGAGGAGGAACUGUC